This is a messenger RNA of Balaenoptera acutorostrata (minke whale), 2073 nucleotides long. RefSeq names its product neuronal vesicle trafficking associated 1 (gene NSG1). The transcript is spliced from 5 exons. Gene Ontology annotation, biological process: endosomal transport; G protein-coupled dopamine receptor signaling pathway; clathrin coat assembly. Gene Ontology annotation, cellular component: endosome; membrane. Lineage: Eukaryota; Metazoa; Chordata; Mammalia; Artiodactyla; Balaenopteridae. Bases 237 to 794 code for a protein of 185 amino acids. The record is from RefSeq and is a predicted model, not a curated record. Gene Ontology annotation, molecular function: clathrin light chain binding.
GGCGGGGCCGCGGGGCGCCCGCGUUGGACCCUUCCGCCGGGGAGCCGGGUACAGGGCCGCGCAUCUCCCCAGGUGGGAGGGACAGGGGUCCCUGGGCAGGUCACCGGCGCGGCGUCUCCAGGACCGGGGACGCGUCUAGACCCGCGGGCAGGGGCGGCGCCCCCUCCCCGGCUGCUAGGCGUCCCUGAGCUCGGCGCUUUCGCCCAGCGGGCGUCAGCCUCGGGUCUCCCGGAACCAUGGUGAAGUUGGGGAACAAUUUCGCGGAGAAGGGCACCAAGCAGCCGCUGCUGGAGGAUGGCUUCGACACCAUCCCCCUGAUGACGCCCCUUGAUGUCAAUCAACUGCAGUUCCCGCCCCCGGAUAAGGUGGUCGUGAAAACUAAGACUGAAUAUGAACCUGACCGCAAGAAAGGCAAAGCACGUCCUCCCAAGAUAGCUGAGUUCACCGUCAGCAUCACCGAGGGUGUUACCGAGAGGUUCAAGGUGUCCGUGCUGGUGCUCUUUGCCCUGGCCUUCCUCACCUGUGUCGUCUUCCUGGUCGUCUACAAGGUGUACAAGUAUGACCGUGCCUGCCCCGACGGCUUCGUCCUCAAGAACACCCAGUGCAUCCCAGAAGGCUUGGAGAGCUACUAUGCGGAGCAGGACUCCAACGCCCGGGAGAAAUUUUACACCGUCAUCAACCACUACAACCUGGCCAAGCAGAGCAUCACCCGCUCGGUGUCGCCGUGGAUGUCAGUUCUGUCGGAAGAGAAGCUCUCAGAGCAGGAGACUGAGGCUGCUGAGAAAUCCGCUUAGCGAGAUGGGCAGGUUCCUUGCAGUGUCACUUGAAGGUAACAAAGGGACUUUGAGGGACAUUUCAUUAGAUAUAAUUACUGAUAAUUUAGAGGUUACUCAUGUAUGGUGCAACUGCUUCUGUUUGCUAAUGCUGCUCUGCAAAUACAGCUUGCUGCAGACCACCCACGGGCAUAAAAUCAAGUGCAUAUCAGCAUUGCUUAAAGAGCUCUGACACCACUUUCCAUGGUAAAGAAUCUUAAUUUAGUGACUUUACUGGGAUUUAUUGGAUGCUGUCAAAAAAUAAAUUUACACUGGGUAUGCAAGGGGUUCGGACUUCAGAUAAAUGAUGCAUUUUGUGGGAUUGAUUUUUUUUUUUUAAACCACCUUGCCGUUUGCAAACCUUACACCAUAGCCAUAUCUAGAGUGAUCCCUUGCUUUCCUAAGAGCAAGCUGUACUGCACGUUUCUUCCCACCUCCUGCCAAUGGCAAUAGUGCCAAUGGUCAAGAUGCACCAUAGUGAGCGUCAGAGGGAAGGAAGGAAAGAUGCCAUCAGGUCGCAGUUGUGCCCUCGCCUGCCCCAUGCUCACUCGUGAGUGCGCAGGCGCUGCAGCAGGUCGGCUCGGGCAGGGGUCACUGCUGCGGGCAGAACGCUGCCUCUCGGUACAGAGGGCGCCCGCUGGGCAGGGGAGCCGUGUUUCCCUCAGUGCAUGUGGACUGGGUCGGAGCAUGUGAGGUGGGGACUCUGGGAAGAGGGGACCCUGGGCCACAGGCUGCAGAACCCGUCUCCCUGUAGCUAGUCCGUCUGCUCUGUGAUGGGCUGAGUAGGAAUGAAACCUACCGGCCCUUUUGUUCACAUCUAUUAUGAAUAAGUUUGCACCGACAGCCGUAUUAGCUACUUAGUUUUAAAACAAUUAGCUGGGUGAGAAAAGUGAAAGUGUAAUUGCUGGUAAGCCAAGGCUACUUUAAUUUUUAUUUUGUGGGACAGAUGUAACUCCUUUGAUGUAAGAAACAGGCAGGAAAGGCUGGGGGCGGGGGGCUGGCGUCACACCUUGCAAGUCCAAUUAUGACAUUUUCAUUCACAAUCUUUGUAAGAUAAUUAUGUUUCAACCUGAAUCUUGACAUUAAAGUAUAUGUUUACAAAAUUGCCAGUUAGAUAAACUAAGUGUGUAAGAUGAUUAAAUAGAAAAAAAGACGUUCAUGGACAUUUUCUUCCAUGUUAUUUACAUGUGUUGUUUCUGGUGGACAUGUCAAAAGUUUCACUGUUUUUUUACAUCAAAAAUAAAUGACAAAUAGUGCAAGA